Molecule: messenger RNA, 2520 nt
Organism: Vicia villosa (hairy vetch)
Lineage: Eukaryota; Viridiplantae; Streptophyta; Magnoliopsida; Fabales; Fabaceae
Exons: 3
Coding region: 1-2520 (839 amino acids)
Biological process (GO): proteolysis
Molecular function (GO): aspartic-type endopeptidase activity
Source: RefSeq, a predicted model, not a curated record
AUGCGAGAAAAGGCCUCAGCUGAUUUUCCUUUUGACGCAGAACCAGAAAGAACAUUGCACACUAGACCUAGACAAGCAAAAAGAGGAAGAUUGGCAGCAUACGAAGGAGAACAGAUCAUAAGAGAUAAAGAAGAAGAAGAAGUUUCUGUUAAUUCAGAAUAUUCUGCUUCAGAUACGGAGACUAUUCCCGAAACGAUGGCAGCUGACCCACCUCCACCUGUCGAAAGACUCCUUGGAGAUUAUGAAGGAAAUAAUUUACCGGCUGGUCGGAUGACAAUUGUGAACCAACCGGUGAAUGCGGCACAAUUUCAACUGCAUCCUAGCACCAUAAAUCAACUUGAAAGGCGUUCUUUUUCUGGAAGGGUGAACGAAGAUGAAAAUAAACAUCUUCAACAGUUUCUCACCAUGAGUACCACUCUGAAGAUAGACGGACAUACAGAGGAAGAAAAAAGGUUACGAAUGUUUCCGUUUACUUUAACGGAUGAGGCGGAAGAAUGGUUCUAUUCCCUACCAGCUGGUAGCAUUACAACUUGGGAAGAGAUGGAAACAGCUUUUCUGAAGGAAUACUUUCCUGCUUUAGUGUCAUUGAGAAAAAUAUACGACAUUAUGGCUUUCAAGCAAAAAGAAGGCGAAGUGCUGGGGGAAGCAUAUAAAAGAUUCAAAAGACUCCUAAUGGCAUAUCCUACUCACAAUAUGAACGCAAAUGCACAGAUGCAAAUGUUUAUAAAUGGUUUAAGACUCAAGACAAGACAAAUUCUUGACUCAGCUGCCGGUGGCUCAUCGAAUUUUGCAAUAGCCUCCGGUAUGAAAAAAAUAAUUGAAGCUGUAGCUGCUAAUGAACAUUUGGAGCUAUAUGACAGGGUCGCGAAUAAACCAGAGGGAGUGGUUGAUUUUAAUAUGGAAACCAACAAACAUGUGAAGAUUGAAGAAAAAGUUGCUACAGAGGUGGAAAAGAGAUUGAAGGCUCUGAACAUAGGAGUUCAAAAAGUGGCUCACGUCCAACAAACACCAAGUGAGGCAUGUGAGAUUUGCAAUGGACCACACAUCACUGUUCAAUGCCUUGCAACUCCACAUCAGAUGGAGGAGAUUAAAUUCUUGAAGAAGAAUAAUCCCUACUCUAACUCGUAUAAUCCUGGAUGGAAAAACCAUCCAAACUUUGCAUGGAGAGAUCAAAAAGGGAACACAAAUGCUCAAGCACCAGGUGGCCUACCAAGUGCAACAAUAGCAAACCCAAGAGACAAUCACAUUUUGAAAGCUAUAUUAACAAGAAGCGGUAAAACCGUGGGGAAUGUUGAAGAAGAGGAAAUUGAAGAUGAAGGAUUACUAGAAGUAGAUCUAGAAAUCAGAGAUGAUCUAAAACAAACUGAACCGAUUGUUGUUGCUCCUCUUGUGGAUGAGAAAAAGAAAAAAAGUGAACCUCAGCAAAAAAUUGUUCUCCCAUGUCCUCAAAGAGCAAAGAAGAAAGACCUUACUGAGAAAAAAUUUGAGAAAUUCUUGGAACUGUUCAAGAAGCUUGAAAUUAACAUUCCGUUUGCUGAGGCGUUGGAGCAGAUGCCUAUAUAUGCCAAAUUAAUGAAGGACAUCAUCUCUAAGAAGCGUUCCAUUAGCACGGAACCGAUAUUGCUAACAGAAACAUUUAGUGCUAUUUUGCAGGGUCUCAAAAUUCUGAUUAAAAAGAAAGAUCGAGGUGCUGUGACUAUUCCUUGCACCAUUGGAGACAGAUCAUUCAAAAAGGCGCUGAUUGAUUUAUGUGCCAGUGUGAGUUUGAUGCCUCUUUCUAUUUACAAAAAGCUUGAGUUGGGUGAGGUACAAGAUACUCGUAUGACACUUCAAUUUGCAGAUCACUCAAUGAAAAGACCUUAUGGUAUUGCAACUGAUGUCCUUGUGAAGAUUGAUAAAUUUGUUUUUCCUGUGGAUUUUGUGGUACUUGAAAUGCUAGAAGACGAAGAAAUCCCUUUGAUUCUAGGAAGACCGUUUCUAGAGACAGGAAGGUGUAUGAUAGAUAUUGAGGAAGGCACCAUGACCCUAAAAGUCUAUGACAAAGAGUUGAAAAUUAAUGUAAGGGAUGCUAUGAAAUUUAUAGAUGAAGACGGGACAAGUAAAAGUGUUGAAGUGUUAGAUACAGUCUUUAUUCAAUAUGUUGAGAACAAGAUGCUUGAACUACCAUUGGAAAGUGUUUUAAGCUUGUCAAUUUUUGAAAAUGGGUCAAAGACAGAUGUGGAAAAAUCAGAAGUCCUGGGAAUGUUAGAAGCUCAACCUCAGUGGAAAAGAUCUAAACCGUACCGAUGGGAAGAGUUGAGACCUAGUCAACCCAUUGAAGAAAAACAAGAAACAAAGAAAGGAACAGAGUUGAAACAGUUACCCGAAAAUCUCAAGUACAUUUUUCUCGAUUCUGAGGAGAAAUGUCUAGCGAUUAUCAACUCGGGUUUAAAAGAAAUUCAAGAAGAAAAACUCAUAAAGAUUGAAGGUGAUCAUGAGGUGAAGCUUCAAUCUGAAGUGAAGAAGAUGGAGAAGAAUUGA